Messenger RNA from Porites lobata, 828 nucleotides. The record is from the annotation of a GenBank genome assembly. Lineage: Eukaryota; Metazoa; Cnidaria; Anthozoa; Scleractinia; Poritidae.
AUGGAAACGUGGUUUUUGGUUCUUGGCUGGUUUCUUUCCAUUCUGACGAUUAUUGGAAAUGGAUUUAUUAUAUUCCUUGUGUGCAACAAACGACAACUUCGCACCAAAACCAACGCGUUUGUGGUUUCACUCGCAGUUGCAGAUCUCUGUGUUGGGAUAUGUGUGUUUCCUUUGCUGUUUUUGCACGAGAUGACGAGAGAUCGCAGCUAUUGGCAAGAUUUAGAAAAGGCUACAUUCAUAGUGCGCUGGUUUUUUCAAGAUGCCUCUGUGGUGUGCCUGUGCAGUUUAGUAUUGGAGCGGUAUAUUGCCAUCGUGAUGCCUUACAAAUAUGUAACUUUUAUGACCCGUCGGCGCGUCAUACAAAUGAUUGCGCUUCCUUGGACGAUAACAGUUAUUUUUAUUUCGCUUGAAUCUUCACUCUUGAUCAGUUUAAAUUCAUUUAACUGGAAAAUUUUCAUGUGGUUUGCCAUUAUUUUCUUUGCGUUUUUGCCAUGUUGCAUGGUUAUUUUUUGCUUGGUUUCAAUACUGUUUGUUGUACAUAAACACAACCAACAAUUUCAUAUUUUAACACGACAAUUACGUUUUAAUUAUCGUGUUUCGUAUAAAACCUACGAGAAGUCUGCCGUUAUAUUGAUGUCAGUUGUUUCGGGUUUCUUUCUUGCUUACAAUGUUCUUGCUAUACGCUGUGGCAUUCUGUUUUUUCUGUUGAACAAAGGGUGUUCAGAUACUAGAUACAAAAUACCUAUGUUGGUUAUUAACUCCGCCGUUAAUCCGUUGGCUUAUGCAUCUUUCAAAAGGGACAUAAAGAAGGAAUUAAUAAGACUGAUG